AGCCAUUGGCUGCCGGCGAGCCCGGCGCUCCCCCGGCCCCUGUCUCCCCGGUCUCUUGAGGAGCCCGGGAAGGAGGCUCGGCUCGCGCUGCCGGGACAGGGGCUUGCCGGGACCGGGCUGCGGCAAUCGUUAGCGGGCCAUGUCGGCUGCUCAGGGCUGGGACCGGAACCGUCGGCGCGGAGGAGGCGCGGCCGGCGGGGCCAGCGGGGGUAGCGGGGCCGGCGCGGCCGGCGGGGGUCGGGGCACCGGCCAGCUCAACCGAUUCGUGCAGCUCUCCGGACGGCCGCACCUGCCAGGUAAGAAGAAAAUACGAUGGGACCCAGUUAGGAGACGCUUCAUUCAGUCCUGUCCCAUCAUAAGGAUCCCUAACAGGUUCUUGAGAGGCCACAGACCUCCCCCAGCCCGCAGUGGACAUCGUUGUGUGGCUGAUAAUACCAACCUCUAUGUGUUCGGAGGGUAUAACCCAGACUAUGAUGAAUCAGGAGGCCCAGAUAAUGAAGACUACCCUCUCUUCAGGGAGCUUUGGAGGUAUCAUUUUGCAACAGGCGUGUGGCACCAGAUGGGCACAGACGGCUACAUGCCCCGGGAAUUGGCAUCUAUGUCAUUGGUGCUGCACGGGAACAACCUGCUAGUGUUUGGAGGCACGGGCAUCCCAUUUGGUGAGAGCAACGGCAACGAUGUCCAUGUCUGUAACGUCAAGUACAAGAGGUGGGCUUUACUCAGCUGUCGGGGGAAGAGACCCAGUCGUAUAUAUGGACAGGCCAUGGCUCUCAUCAAUGGUUCCCUGUAUGUCUUUGGGGGAACAACCGGCUACAUCUACAGCACAGACCUGCACAGGUUAGAUCUCAACACCAUGGUGUGGACACAACUCAAACCAAACAACCUGUCCUGUGACCUGCCGGAGGAGAGAUACAGACAUGAAAUUGCUCAUGAUGGGCAGAGGAUUUACAUCUUGGGAGGAGGGACUUCCUGGACAGCCUAUUCCUUAAACAAGAUCCAUGCAUACAACCUUGAAACAAAUGCAUGGGAGGAGAUCGCAACAAAACCUCAUGAAAAAAUAGGUUUUCCUGCAGCCCGAAGAUGUCACAGUUGUGUUCAAAUAAAAAAUGAUGUGUUCAUUUGUGGGGGCUAUAACGGAGAAGUGAUCCUGGGAGACAUCUGGAAGCUGAAUCUGCAGACGUUUCAGUGGGUGAAGCUCCCUGCCACCAUGCCAGAGCCCGUCUAUUUUCACUGUGCAGCUGUCACGCCCGCUGGUUGCAUGUACAUUCACGGAGGAGUCGUGAACAUCCAUGAAAACAAACGGACUGGGUCACUGUUUAAGAUCUGGCUGGUGGUACCUAGCCUGCUGGAACUGGCGUGGGAGAAGCUGCUCGCGGCCUUCCCCAACCUAGCAAACCUCUCCCGAACACAGCUUCUGCACCUUGGACUAACACAGGAACUCAUCGAGCGCUUGAAAUGAGAGUUUCUGGACUGUUCAUUGAUACUGGAAAUGUUAAUUUAAAGAGACUCUUUAUUUAUGGGCAGUGUAGAGUGUGCUACAAAGAGGACUGGUUACCCUGAUCAAGGCCUUAUUCAGAAAAUACAUCAGAUGCCUUUCCAUGAAUGGGUUUAAGUUUAUGGACAUCUUAUUUUCUCAUGUGCUUUCUUCUUUGCUUCCCUCCUUCCUGCCCCGGAUGCACCACAUAUGCAUUCCCUCUUUCUUGAUGGAGCUGAGGGAAGAUCUGAAAGUACCUUAAUGAAGUGAGGAAUCAAGAAAGAUCAUUUUUUAUUUUAUUUUAAAGAAAUUCUAACCAGAAUGACCAUGUCAGCUGAUACCACAGAUUAAAGCAUUAUCAUCAACAAAUACCAAGUUUAAAAAGCCAGCAACAAGUCUGAGAUAGAGUGAGAAGACUGACCUGGAUAAUCUUGUAGGUUGUUCUUAAGUGUGGAUGUUGAAUUAGUGUUUAAGAUGUGUCUGAGUGGCUGGACUCAGGCAGCAGUGUUUGAUGAUCUGGUGCAAAUAUACUUACCCUCGACAAGCAUUUGAUCAGUGAGCCCCUCAACUUUGUGAUACCCCAGUGGUUAGCAUUGACUUGCUGAGGUUCAGCAUUGUCUGUUACUGUCACGUCGUUGUCUUUUAAAGUAAAUGUAUGGCGUCAAGUUCUUUCCAGGCAGUGUUGAACUUCCCCUACGCUUAUUAGUGGCUUUAAAUAUGUCUUAGCCUCUUCACGAGGAACUGUAGAUUCUAAGUGCGUGGUGUAGAUGUCGAAGGACAGUAGAAUAGAGCAUAGCGCCCGCACCCUUCAGACGCUUAGCUUCGGCUUGGGGCGAUGGGCUCUGACUAUCAUACCAGCUGUUUCCUUUUUAGAAGUCGUUUCUUUCCAAUCUCUGGGCCAUGUCCUUGCAUUUGCUCAAGCAGUGGUUCUGGAUUCCCUCCUGAGCUUGUUGCCUCCUUUGCUGUCUGCUUCAGUGUACACGAUGCUGUAAUUGCCUGUAAUUGGAUAAAAGGUCUUAAGGGAAGACGCACAGCUUGUCCUUCCUCAAGAAGCAAGUGUCAUUUGAACCCAGCAGGAGUGAGACAGGAUAAUUUGCUUGUUUGUUUGUUUGUUUCCGUGAGAGAUUUUAGUUCUGGUCUCUUUUAUUUAGUUAAAUCUAGGGAGAAAAGUGACCUAAGUUUUCACUAGUUUUGUCCUCAGACUACUAGAAGAGUUGAGGGGGUAGCUUGUGUGAGCCUGUGGGUAUCCAUAGGUGUAGUCAAGAUGCAGGAGGCCCACUUGCAGGCCCACUACAGAGGAGACACAUGCAGGAGAUUUUGAACACAUUUUUCCUUUAAGUGCCUCUUUUUCACCUAGCUUUAACAUUAUUCUUUUAGCCCCAAAGCGAUCUCUUUAAUUUGUGUGGAUUUAAAGUCACCUUUAAUUUAUAGUUAAAAAGUUCCUGCCCCGUGCACAGUCCACGGGAGGUCUUUUGACUUCUUCUCUCGACAGGCCUUAUGUCCUGUCCAUGUGGGCUGUCGGUAGAGCCUUUGUUCACCGUCCUGUGAGAAGCACUUAUCUGUGAGUUUGGGUCACUUCUGAGCAGGGAGGGAAUGGAGCUGCUCUUCUAGGGGUCCCAUCCCCCAAAUCUCGCCAUUCCCUGUUGGUGAGGCUUUGACCUCCUACCAUCAAGGAGCCCUCUCCAGAGUAAGUCAGCCUGAGCCGCUCUGUGAGUUCAAAACUGUGUGACUCCAGGCCAGGCCUUUGGACCAUGGCAGAACUAUAUCCCGAACUAACAAGCCAUGUUUUCUAGGAUGACAGGAUUUUUGUCAUUGGUUUGAUUGUUCAGCCUCUGUUUUGUCUCGCACGGUCCUUGGAAUACAAGCAGGCCGCUGGCUCUGAUCCACUAGAACAGAGUGAAGAGGGGCCUGACUCAAGCUGACUUGCUGGCAUCCUUUUCAGCCUUUCGGAGGUUGUCUUCUUUGAGAUGGAUGUUGGAGGCCUGACAUCGACGACCAUAUGUGUCUUAUAAGUCCAUGUUUGGUCUAAAGUCUUUAGUGAAAUGGUGCGGUGAGCAGCAGUGAGUGCUGUAAGCCGCUCGUAUGCACGAGUUCUGGAUGCCAAAUGACUGUAGAUCAGGCCUUAGAGUAAAGGGGACUGGAUUUUCCCGAAGGGUCACCAGCAUUUUAGUUUCUCUCUAACCAGCCCCUGGGUUCCCGACUGCAUCACCUGGCGUGGGGAAGGCGACGAUGCCUGCUGCCCCUCUGCCUCUUUGAGGUGUGCCGGGCAUCUCCCUGCAGUCCUGGAAAUGGAAGUGCAAUAUGUAGAAACAUGGUCUGAUCAGAUUAUGUAGGAGUGAUGACGAUAUAGCCACUGCACUACUUUUUGUGCCUAUCUUGGGCAAGUCACCUUACUGCUUUACAGGAAAAUUAUGCCAAGGAUUGUCAGUGUGAUCAUAAGCCAACUUCUUGAUAAAGCUGGAUUUUUUCAAGUCCAUGUUUUCUUAUUCUAGUUCAUAAAAAAGUUACUGUUCCUUGGUUUGUUAGAGGUGGGAUUUUUUUCCCAUCCCUGUUUAUACUGCCUUCUAUUUGCAUGUUUUGCCCAGGAAUAAGGAAGUUCGCUUGAAAGUAUUGCCCAAGUGAAGAAUUAGAACCUAAUAUUAAUACACUAAUUUAUCUGGGAAUAUAAUACCUUAUUAAAUGGUGCUUCCAUCACUAUAAGGUAUUUUCCACUUCACAGAAAAACCAGUAUAUAAUAGAUUGGAUCUUUGCCUGCUUUCCACUGGCGGGAAGCCCCCUUUAAUGACCCGGUGACUCGGUAUAAAAGCUUACUUUAUAGCAUUCAUGUCCAGUACAGAGCUAGAUUUAAAAACUAUAUAUGUAAAAUUAAAAUAUUAACAUUUCUAGAUUAAACGUAAGCCUUUGAUUAUCCACAGUCGAAAGAUGAAAGCACAGACAGUUGAAAUCCACAGAAAAUCAGUGUUUCAACUUUUUUGUUAAGCAAUCGAUUUCUUUACAUACCUUUCCCCAUCCUACUCCUCCCCCUCUCCUUUUUAAGGGACUAGUAGUUAGGAAAGGAAAGGAAGCUCGGAACAGGGGCUAGCAGCAGCCACCACUCCAGUGGCCCAGGUAGCUUUCGAGGUUGAAGCAUGAAGCCACAGGUGGUAACCCUGAGGCGCCAUGGUGCCCUUGAGCAUGGUCUGCUGCUGAGUUCUCUACUGCCUCCUGACCAGAGAACACUUCCUUCCUGUAGGAAGAAAAGGCCAUGUCUCACAGGAACAGGAAACCCAUCAUUUGAACACAUUUCUUUGGUUCUUGACAAACUUGCUUUUCCGUUUUUUUCCUUUGGUGUUGCCUUCUCCAUUCUGAUAGACAGCCUGGUGUGCAGGAACGGCACACGACCCUCUUGGACUGUGUUGGGUUUCUCUCCUCUAGAGUCAGUUUGGUUUUCUGUGGUCUUGGUGACACUUACAGUGGCCCUCUCACCAACACUCUGAUGUAGCACAAAAAAACCAUUUUCCCUUUUGUUCUUUCUUGUGUUCUGGUGUUGGACUCGAGGGUGAAUGAGGGUUUAUUGUCAUAGCCAUGCAUUUCAAGAACUGGUUACCAUAGGUGUAAAUUCCAUUGGUCCCCAGGUACCUUAGAACUCUGGAAGCGUUGGCAGGGUCUGAAGCAGGCUCGGUGGGGUUCUGGAGCGUCCAUGUGUAUAGACACCCUUCUAGUUUGUGCGAUUUGGAAGAAAAACAUCUCCCCUUGUCUCGUGUCAUAAGCAGAGUUCUGCGUUGUGCUUCAGAGGCAGCGCCCUCUUCUCGGGUACUUCCCACGUGAGUGUUGUUAAACCUUUGAGAAGGGUUUUAAGGCCCUGCCUAGUCUGCACAGGCUGAGUCAGAGGCCGUUUUCUGAGAAAAGGCCAGUUUCACUAAGUAGCUGUAAGUGCUGUUGUGCUAGUUACUUCAGGAAUGGAGAGGAGGCGGCAGGAAGCCCGGGCUGGUGGGGUCGCAGGGAGAGUGCAGGCAUCUCCUGGAGACACUGGAGGGACAGGCUGGAAAGGAAGGCCUCUCUUUGGAGUUGCUCUGAGGCUGGCCCAGGCUUGGCUCUUCCCGCAGGGUGCGAGGCCAUACACAGUGCUUGCCUUACUUUAAAGCUACUUGCCACAGUCCUGUUAAAUAGUGUGGAUGUCCUUUUGCAGUCUGGUGUGCAUGCCAUGUGAUCAGGACAGCUUUCCACCUCCCCUGGUUUCCUACAAGCAAGUAAACCUACCCUGAAAUGUCCAGUCUGUACUUAUGUACCUUGUCAGUGUUUGCUGUUGGUUUCUAAAACAAUCUGAUCAAUAAAUCUCUAAACAGA
Mesocricetus auratus (golden hamster) is the source of this 5800-nucleotide messenger RNA. It is a transcript of the gene Klhdc10, whose product is annotated as kelch domain containing 10. Gene Ontology annotation, biological process: positive regulation of stress-activated MAPK cascade. The record is from RefSeq and is a predicted model, not a curated record. The transcript is spliced from 10 exons. Bases 140 to 1459 code for a protein of 439 amino acids. NCBI's taxonomy places the organism in Eukaryota, Metazoa, Chordata, Mammalia, Rodentia, Cricetidae. Gene Ontology annotation, molecular function: protein binding.